Molecule: messenger RNA, 1322 nt
Organism: Prosopis cineraria
Lineage: Eukaryota; Viridiplantae; Streptophyta; Magnoliopsida; Fabales; Fabaceae
Product: gamma-interferon-responsive lysosomal thiol protein-like
Exons: 5
Coding region: 20-676 (218 amino acids)
Molecular function (GO): oxidoreductase activity, acting on a sulfur group of donors, disulfide as acceptor
Source: RefSeq, a predicted model, not a curated record
ACCAUCACUCAUCAUUAUAAUGUCAAUUUUGCUUCUCUUCUUCGUGCUUGCAUCUAAAUGCUCCUCUUCAUCUUCUUCUUCACAUGUUGAAGGAGAUGAAAUUGUAGAGUUUUCUUCUCCAGAUCAGAGAGUGAAUCUAUCAGUGUACUUUGAAAGCUUAAGUGAGCCUUGUGCAACAUUCAUCAUCAAGAACCUUGUGGAAAUCUUCAACAAAGAUCUCAUCAACAUUGUGAAUCUCCAACUUGUUCCUUGGGCCAAUGCUUCCAUCAGCAACAUCAACAAUACCAUCUUAUGCCAGAAUGGUCCUGAUGAAUGUCAGCUAAAUUCUCUGGAAGCCUGUGUCCUGAAUGUUUCCCAUGAUGUGAACAAACACUAUGCAUUGAUAUUCUGCUUUGAGUUGUUGGCACUGGAAGGCAGACACAAGAAGUGGCAAAGCUGUUUCAACCAAUUAGGUUUGCCUAAGCAGCCUUUUCUUGACUGCUUCAAUGCUGGCAAUGGAACCCAGCUUGGAAGAGAUUAUGUGAGCCAAGUUGCAAGGCUUUCUCCACCCUUUACAGUUCUACCAUGGGUGCUCGUCGAUGAUAAGCCUCUUGAGAAGGACUAUGAGAGUUUUGUGACCUAUGUUUGCAAGGCUUAUAAAGGCCCCUUCGUCCCUCCAGCCUGCCACCUUUUUUAAGGACCACCAAACAGAGAAUCACAAAUUCCCUUCAUCAAUACAAACAACAUAUAAUUAAGCUUAGAUUUAUGUGUUUUCUGUAAUAUAAUCCGGAUUGAAGUUAUAAUAGCCAAGUAUGGACACUUUAAAACCGAAACAUGGAUCCAAAUUAUCCCAAAGCCUUUGAACAUUUUAUCGUUGUAAUGUAUGUUGUGUUCAUCACUUUUAACUGGCAUGUAAUGAAAUUUGGAUUUACCUUGAGUGGGUGUUUCCUUCCACACCCAGAUUGAGAUGGUCUAAGGAGGUAUGACCGAGAGAAAUUAUCAUUUGAAGCCAGAUAUCAGACUGUUAAAGAAACCUAAGAAUGCAGAGACAUGAAUAUAGUAUAUGAUGGUUGCAGAAGUUAACGAUGGAGUUGUCAUCAUUACGUUGGUUGAGUACUUAAUUAUCCCUAUCGCUCGGACAAUUUCACAAACAGCUUAUAAGCGUUGCUUAGAAAAAGAAGACGCUCCAGGGAGAUGGAAAUCUAAAACAGAGGUUGAUGAACACGCGAAGAAUUCAAGAUAGUGAUGGAUUUGGGAUUCAGGUUCGAGACCAUCAACUUAUGGUUGGAUUGAGGAAGUUUAAAAUUAUUAAAUGAGGAAAAGAGAGCGGGGUGGCUACGAAA